This is a messenger RNA of Diorhabda sublineata, 2300 nucleotides long. It is a transcript of the gene MFS3, whose product is annotated as sialin. The coding region runs from base 90 to 1619 and encodes 509 amino acids. The transcript has 6 exons. NCBI's taxonomy places the organism in Eukaryota, Metazoa, Arthropoda, Insecta, Coleoptera, Chrysomelidae. Gene Ontology annotation, molecular function: transmembrane transporter activity. Gene Ontology annotation, biological process: transmembrane transport; monoatomic anion transport. The record is from RefSeq and is a predicted model, not a curated record.
AUAAAAAGUUCGUGUUGUGAGUGGAUCGGUUGAUCCAUCAGUCUGUGUUUGUGACUACGUGCGUGUGUAAUUAUAUUUCGGUAACAAAAAUGGUAAAAGAAGUAAAACCAUUGGGAAGUCCUUGUGGCAAAUUAAUAUCCACAAGGUAUAUACUUGCCAUUUUGGGAUCUGUGGGACUCGGAAUAAUCUAUGGGUUAAAAGUGAAUUUGCACGUUGCUAUCGUCAGUAUGAUUAAACCCGUCAAUUUGACAGCUCUCGAAGACGUCAGUACCAAUUGGACUAAAUUAAUAGAUGAAGAAACAUGUGAAGGAGAUACCGCAACGAACGCCACAACUCAAAUAGUAGAGAGCGGUCCAUUUGAAUGGUCGAAAUCGACACAGGGUAUUUUGCUCAGCGCUUAUUUUUGGGGUUACAUAGUUGCUCAAUUACCAGGUGGACGGAUAGCGGAGCUCUUCAGCGCUAAAUGGGUAAUGUUUUUCUCAGUUGCCAUUAACGCGGUUUGCACUCUCCUAUCUCCUGUAAUGGCAAAUUGGCACGUCGCCGCUUUAAUAGUUAUGAGAGUAGGUGAAGGUAUCGGAGGAGGAGUGACUUUUCCUUCUAUGCACGUCAUGUUGGCCCAUUGGGCUCCUCCUAACGAACGAAGCGUUAUGAGUAGUAUUGUUUACGCCGGUACCGCACUAGGGACAGUUAUAUUCAUGUUAGUUUCUGGAAUAAUAGCGGGCAAUAUUGGUUGGGAAGCCGUAUUUUACAUCGAAGGAGGUAUCAGUAUUCUUUGGUUGCUUUUAUGGGCGGUAUUUAUAGCCGAUACACCGCAAAAACAAAGAUUUAUAUCAGAAGAUGAAAGAGACUAUAUCGAAACGUCGUUACAUCACGAAAAAUCCGAUUCGAAAGACAAUACAAAAAUGAAAAUGCCGUGGAAAGCCGUUUUGACAUCGCCGGCGUUUUUAGCCAUCCUAAUAGCUCACACUUGCUCAAAUUGGGGUUGGUAUAUGGUACUGAUAGAACUACCCCUCUACAUGAAAAACGUAUUGAAUUUCAAAAUAUCCGAAAACGCCGUCUUAACUGCCGUCCCCUUUUUAUGCAUGUGGGUAUUUAGUAUGAUUCUAAGUAAAACGUUGGAUUCUCUACGGGGUAAAAAUAUCAUAAAUACAACCGUUGCUAGAAAAGUAGCGACCGGUUUUGCCAGUAUCGUCCCGAUGAUUUGCUUCAUCAUAUUGAGUUACUUGAAAUGUCAGAGGAUAGUAGCUGUAGUUCUAAUGACCAUAGCCGUCAUGUCCAUAGGAGGAAUGUUUUGCGGAUUCCUAUCCAACCACAUCGAUAUCGCCCCUAAUUUCGCCGGUACUCUUAUGGCUAUCACAAAUACAGUUGCUACCGUCCCGGGAAUAAUCGUACCGGUUUUCGUUGGUAAACUCACCGAAAACGACGAAUCGAUCCGAUCUUGGAGGAUAAUAUUUUGGACUACCGUAGCUCUUUACAUAGUCGAAAUUUUGGUAUACAUGAUUUUCGGUUCGGGAGAAGAACAAACUUGGAAUAAAGCGAACGAGAUGAUAGGAGAAACUCAACCGUUGAAAUCGAAAUUAGGUCAAGAAAAAAAUGAAGUGGAAGAAGAGAAAGUUUAAAUUUCAAUAUAAUUUUAAACUUUAUAUUAUCCAUGGAUUGUGUAGCAAGACUGAACAUUUAAAAAUUUGUCUUUAUUCUUUGAUUAUUUAUUAGAUUUCCAAUUUCAACUGGCUUGUAUAAAGAUAUUUAUACAGACUGAGGCUUUCGAUGUAUGUAUGUAUGUAUAUAAGGCUUAUAUUUUAUUUUAAUACUUGAAGGAUUUAUAUAAGCACGAACACUAACUAUUAGUUAUAACUCGCCCUGUAAGAAAAAUAAUAUUUAAUCAUGACUCGCCUUGUCAAAAGAUAUAUUAAUAUUUGCCUCACCUCAUGCAGAGGUAUUUAUUUAUGACACACCCAGUAGAGAGGAAAUUUAUUAAUAUUUACUUUUGACUCUGCAUGUAAAACCGUGGUAUUUUGAAAAAGUUGUUGAAAAACGUGCGUUUUUUUAAUUAACUAAAAGAAAAUUUCAUCCCUUAGAAGAAAUUGUUUCCACCCCUAAGGGAAGAAAAUGUUUCAGAAUAGGGUAAAUUUUGAAAAAAAAAUCGUUGUUUUUCAAAAUUCCACUACAUUUUAUGUGAAUGGACUGUUACCUCUCAGGAAAAAAUAAAUAUACAUUUUUUAAUAAUUUAUAUUUUAUUUUCUGAUGUAAAUUUACAUUUGGCAUAUAGUUUAUGUAUAAAUAAACAUUUCGCAGGAUGA